Messenger RNA from Pseudo-nitzschia multistriata, 2155 nucleotides. The record is from the annotation of a GenBank genome assembly. NCBI's taxonomy places the organism in Eukaryota, Bacillariophyta, Bacillariophyceae, Bacillariales, Bacillariaceae.
CCCAUCAUUGGGUCGAUCUAGUCAAGGAACGAACAACGUUGUUCCGAUUUCUUCCGAAGGUUCGCACCCCUAAAAAAUAAAAACAGUAGUACGGUAGGUCUGUCCUUGARGUACGGACUCGUACUAAGUACACGUACCUGUCUGGAGCCAAGACGGCAGAACAAGUUCUUUUUCGGAAAAUAUCAAUGUAGUUCUCGGCACACCUUUUUCACUUUCUUCCAGAAGAUUCACGUUUCAGAAUUUUGGGAAUACACAAACUGCACGCCGGAACGUCCAAUACCGGUACUGGUGGGUAGGACGGAUUGCAUGCGUUAGGAGUAGGAGUAGGAGGAUUUCCCAUCUGCUCGUUUUGGCACUGCGACCAACCAACUGCAGGAUUUUGGUCUUUCGCAGUCGGACCUGGUCCUUUCGCCAAUCAACCAAAAACAAACACAAAAAAYGAUUUGCCGACAGCCGGCGACUGUGCAUUCCUUCCUCCCCUUCGAGAACAAUCCGUGUCAGUGACCGCUCGAUUUUUCGUCCAGACAGCUGCGUCGUUGUUGUGCAAGGUUGUAUUGGUGGUGGUGUUCCCGCUGGUAGUCUGUCGGACAAAUCAACCAACCGAUCAACCAACCGAUCAACCAACCGAUCAACCAACCGACCGAUCAACCAAUCGAUCGAUCAAUCAACUCACCGCCUGCCGCACAAGACGACGCUCUGUUUCCUUCCGCUCUGGGCCCCAACCCAUCGACGAGGAAAAGACGCCAAACUCCGCACAACUCCAAAACCCGUGCGGUCGCAAACACCYGCAACGAACAAGCGAAUUGAAUCAAUCCUGCCGACAGACACCGUGCCACCAACCAUUUGCCCACCCUCAAAACCGAAGAUGCUCUUUUCCCCUUGUUUCCCAACGGCGGAACCCGGAACGGCGGCCAAGCGCCCGGAGGUUUCCUCUUCCUCGUACCACCMCAUGGACUCUUCCACCGUCUCGCUGUCGGCCUCGUCGUCGACCUCGUCCGCAAUGUGCUACGGGACGAUCGACGAGGAGGACGAAUACGAGGACGUCGAGGAGCUCCUCGACGGGUCGGAGCGCGAGGACGCGAUGGAGGCCUGCGAGCGCCUCGGGGCAAACGGCGACAAAGACGCCACCAGCGUGGCUCCACCCCCCCGGAGGUCGUCGCUGCUGGACUACGUGGACCCGACGCGGAACCCGACGCUGAUGGUGGACGUGGAAAAGUGCCGGAGGUACAUCUACGUUGCGGUCAUCGUUUCGACCAUGGUCGUCAUCCUCUUUGGGGUGGUCCGGGGGCCCUCCGAUUCCCUMGGGGGAAAAGGCGUUCGCGGUGCCCAGGGGUGAACCGUUCUUUGAACCGAGAGACCGUCCGGGAAAGACCGAACCAAACCAAACCAAAACCCACCGGGCCAUAGCGGUGCAGAGCAAUGGCAACCGCGRCCAUCGAUCCGAUCGCUCCAUGGAGCGAGUGGCAACAAACGCAGAACGCAAAAGGAGGACCGGGUGUCUGGACUCCGACCCGUCCUAUUGGCGRCGUGUCGGUUUCGCUUMGUUCAUGGAACCAUGCAGCUCGAAYGCGAGACGAAGYGGAGCCAAACCGGACCGAUCCGAACAACACGCCACGGGACACCAAGACGCGGCUGGCGGUAUUCGAGAGCGUUUUGCGAAGGGAUUCCGCGGCACCAACGCGAGACGAGACGAGACGAAACGAAACGGAAGCAAUUUUAGCCACACCCGACGGAACACAAAGACGCGGUUCGCAAUAUUCGGAAGAAGCCAGAUCCACGCCAGCGAACAACGACGCACUACCGAAGCCAAAGCCACAUCCAUGCUGCAACCGUUACAAACCUAGAAUAACAAAAGGCACAACCAUAAUGCAAUCGACAAAAAAGACGAAUAACAUACCGGACAAAGACAUUGGAAAGAAACAUCCUAGCUAAUCAAGGAGCUCGUUCUUGUUGCUUUGCUGCUUUAGAAUUGAGUUGAGUUGCGCUGUGCUGUGCUGCCUUACCUUGCCUCGCAUCUGAUCGCGCGAGCAAAACCAGCCCACCUAUCACCCCAACCCAUCCGGUGCCGUUUCGUUUCCUUCGUAAUGGGUAGUCUCUGUCGUUCGUUCGUUCGACACCACUACUAGCAUCUCUCCCCCCCCUCCGUGCGUUUCGU